Messenger RNA from Eurytemora carolleeae, 2240 nucleotides. RefSeq names its product G-protein-signaling modulator 2. Lineage: Eukaryota; Metazoa; Arthropoda; Copepoda; Calanoida; Temoridae. Gene Ontology annotation, molecular function: protein binding; GTPase regulator activity. The transcript has 7 exons. Bases 1 to 975 code for a protein of 324 amino acids. The record is from RefSeq and is a predicted model, not a curated record.
AUGUUAUGUCCUAUUAGUUUAGGAACCCAGCUUUGCCUGGAAACUAAGUUUAAUUUUACCCAUUUUUUAUUGUUACUAACCCCUGUGUGUUUUGUGCAGGUUGGAGAAGGGCGAGCCUGCUGGUCUCUGGGGAACGCCCACAGUGCUAUAGGGAACUCUGAGAAAGCGUACGAAUACGCUACGCGGCAUCUUGAGAUUGCCAAGGAAACUGGGGACAGGGUUGGUCAAGCUACAGCACAGGUGAAUCUUGGAGAACUUGGAAAGACUCUUGGCAUCCCAGAAGGUUCCCAGUUAAGAAAGGAUGUGGAACUAUCCCCGAAGACAGCUAGACGUAAGUCAAUGGAGAGGAUGGAGAUGAUAAAAAUGACCCCGGACUCGAAAUCUCGAGACCCAGAGGGCGGUGACCUCGGAAACCAGUCCGGGAACGUCUCUGACCUCCUGGAUGACGAAGAAGACCUCUUUGAUUUUAUCACGAGGUUCCAGAGUAAACGUAUGGACGACCAACGAUGUUCUCUAGCUGAACCCUGUGAUCCUGAAUCUGCUCCUGGUCAGGCUAAACAGAACGGAGUUAAACCAAAACAGAAAGAGGAAACCGUUGAAUUGAUCGCUGGAGCACAGUCUAACAGACUCAAUGAGCAGAGAGCACCUUGGGCCGUUCUUCCAGGUAUUACGCGCGCCAAGCAGCCGGAGAUACUACAGCGCUUGUCGGUCGCUGCCACGGACAAGGAUAGUUUGCCGGACGAUUCAUUCUUCGAGCAGCUGAUGAAGAUGCAAGGAACUAGGAUCGAGGAUCAGAGAUCGAGUCUACCAGGAGAAGAAACAGUUUCUGCUCCAACAAUCCCUGAUGAGGAUUUCUUCUCUCUUAUCUGCAAAAUCCAGGGCGGUAGAAUAGAUGACCAGCGCGCUAGUUUGCCCGGUGGGGGAGCCUGGCCUGACCGUCGACCUAACGGUCAUCAACGUUCAAGUGAUAUAUAACUUCGAACUAAUGUGAACUAGAAUGCAUAUCAAUCUAUCUAUCAGUCUCAAUAUUAAUAUCUCGAUUAACAGUCUUGAUUAAAGAGGAUUAAAUACGGUUCACAGAAUAAAUUGAAGCUAUGCUAAAUACGUUUUAGCAAGUGUUCAAAUAUAAACUAUUAAUUAUAAAAUUUAAAUUAAUAGUGUUAAAAAUAACCAAGUGUAACUGAAAUAAAACUUGUUUUAUAGUGACUGUAAAUGUUUUUAGUCAUUAUUCUUCGAAAAAAAAAUACAAACAAUAUUCAGAACUUUAAACGAAGUAAGUUUUAAAUCGAUAUUUUAAAAAGUAAACAAUUUAUUACUUCUACUAAACAUGAAUUAAAAAUCGCAAUUGUCACUUAUGACCACGCAAACUGGCCCUUUUUUUAAUGGACAAAUCGCAUUCUUUAUUACACAAUUUUGCGCUUGAAGAAAUGGUUUAAUAUCGCUUUUCUUUUUAUUUUAUAAAUUCGUCGUUUUCCCGAUAUUUUAAAAGUCCGGUGUCUCAAAUUCAAGCGUUCAAAACUUCUAAUUUUUAAUUAACAUUGUGGAGUCUUAGUUUUUAAACGAUGAAGCAAAUAUGCUUCUUUGCUUUCAGCUUGUUGUACAAAUAUGUACAAAUUUUAAUAAGUGCUUGGGUUAAUUGUACAUAAGGAUGGGUACUUACUGCAUGUAUAUAUAUUUUUUUUGGUAAAAAUGACUGGUGUUGUAUUCUUGGGUGGUAUUUGUGGCAAUUAUCACAAGGUCUUUAAAAAAAAAAAUAAUAUGCUAUGUUAUAGUUCAUUGAUGACAAAUUUUAUAAACUGACAUCAAGAUUAUCGUAAUACGACCAUUAAAUUUGAUUGUCCGUAAAUUUUUAUCGUAAGAUUUUGGCCUUUUCGUUUAAAACUUACUUAACUAAAUUUUCUUUCUUGAAAAUACUUCCAACUAAAAAUCUACAAUUAAAUUGUUCCUAAACAAUCUUAUUUUCGUAAAGAUCAUCUUCAGUGUAUUAUUUUUAGAAGGGAUAAAAGCAUUUAUCCUAAUUUUUUACAUUAGUGGUCUCAUUCAUGGAGCUCAACGAAUCAAAAUAUGACAAUAGUGUCCAAAAAGUCUAAAUAUGUGAUUAAUAAGUUAUAAAGUUCACAAUUAUAUCAAUAUGCGAGCACAAAUGUAACAUUAAUUGAGCGUCAACAAAAUGACAUUCUUUUUUAACUAUGUGUCAAAACUUGCCAAACCUUCCGCAAAUUAGAUGUUUUUAAGCUUUA